This is a messenger RNA of Poecilia latipinna (sailfin molly), 3213 nucleotides long. RefSeq lists its product as uncharacterized. The coding region runs from base 139 to 1953 and encodes 604 amino acids. NCBI's taxonomy places the organism in Eukaryota, Metazoa, Chordata, Actinopteri, Cyprinodontiformes, Poeciliidae. The transcript is spliced from 8 exons. The record is from RefSeq and is a predicted model, not a curated record. Gene Ontology annotation, molecular function: nitric-oxide synthase binding.
UAUUGCUCAGUUUGAGUUCCUACAUGCAUUGAAGCACAGUCUUUAAAAUUAAGCAGGUUUGUUUUUUCUGUUGUGAAAGUCCCAACUUAUUUUCUUUUUGUUUUUUCUUCUUUCUCAUUCCCCAACCAGAGUCAGGCCAUGCGCAUCGUCCGGACAGUUGGCCAGGCGUUUGAGGUUUGUCAUAAACUGAGUCUACAGCAUACACAGCAAAAUGCAGAUGGAAAGGCGGACUGCAACGGUGAAAAAAAUGGUGGCGAUUCCUCUGGCGUGCGUGCUUAUCCACCUGUAUGUGUGUGUACUUUCCUCGGCCCAGCUCGCGAGCUAACAGGUGCAGAGAAGGCUCCAGCGAGUGUCGCGGAGGAAACGGAUAUUGAUGCCGAAGACGUGGUCCAGGUGCCGACGGCCGAGGACCUGAACCUCAACAGAGGAGUGACAGAUCUCGAUGCCACUGCCAAGACACCUGACUUAACCCAGUCAGAAAAUAAGGUUUUGGAGGAGCCUUCUCUUCUGAUGUCCAGUCCCAGGAUGCUGCUCCCAGCGUCGGGCACGCUGCCUCCCGGGGCUCCAUUGUCUGUCCACCACCAGAUCCAGCUGCUCCAGCAGCAGCUUCAGCAGCAGCAGCAGCAGACUCACGUCGCUGUAGCACAGGUCCAUCUCCUGAAGGACCAGCUGAGCGCAGAGGCCACAGCUCGGCUGGAGGCCCAGGCUCGAGUCCAUCAGCUGCUGCUCCAGAACAAAGACCUGCUGCAGCACAUCUCCCUGCUGGUUAAACAAAUCCAGGAGCUAGAAUCCAAGAUGGUUGGACCAAAUUCCAUGGGCUCUCAGGACAGUUUGUUGGAGAUCACCUUCCGCUCCACGGUACCUCCAGUGAUCUGCGACGCUACCACACCCAAAUCCGAGGUGUCCGACAUCAACCUCUCUGCACUCGGCACUGGUGACGGAACCAGCAACGCCUUUUCCUCUACCAACGGGACUCUGGGAAGCCCACUAGUUGAUCAGAGUUUGUUUGAGAACUCCAUUGCCCAGAAGCAGAGCCCUCAGACCUCCAGAGCAGGUCAGCACUCCACCCGAUCCCUCUCAGUAUCAGCUAAUUCCAAUUCUGGCUCCACCUUCAUCGACUCCCCAUCCUCUGGAGGACAGCAAAGGCUCAAAAAUGCCAUUAACCUGGGCAAGGCAGUUGGGGCAAAGGUCAACGACCUGCUGAGAAGAAAGGAGCCGAGCCACCUUGGAGACAUCGGCGUCACUGAGGUCAACAAGAAUGUUGGCGCAGUUUGGAGCUGCAUGGACAAACUUGGCCACAGUUCUGCCAGCAGCCACAUGUUUGACUCCUUUCCUCGUCUCGACCCACCGCCGCCAACAGGAAAGAAGCGCGUCCCUCGAGCUCUGAAGACGACCCAGGACAUGAUGAUCUCCUCUGACCCUGUGGUCGCCUCGCCAGAGCCGGCAGAUUCUCCCCCCUUCCUGCCCUCCCCUGACGAAACAUCUCAGGGCCCCAACGAGGGGAGUAAGAGUGAGGAAAAGCUACCAGGAGGCAGUGAGGAGCAGGAGGAGAGGUCGACAGAAAUCACAGGGCAGCCCAGUCUGGUGGAGAACAAAGCCGAUUCAGAGACAGAGGAGACCAAAUCCACGACUGAUGAAGUCAAAGAAGGGGAGGAAGAAAAAGGGAGCUCAGAAGGAGGUGAGGAGGAACGUCGGCACCAGCUUCAGCUCUCUGUGCCAGACCUCAUCAACAAGGAUCCUCCUCUGGAGUCCCGAGCCAAACCCUGCGACGUCUGGCAGAGGGCAUCCUCGCCAGACUCCAGGCUCGCCUCCUCUCCGAUUUUGGGCAAGGCAUCCUGCCGCAUCAGCCUUGGGGAGGAGGUCCUGCUUGGUAACGGCGCCCCCUGCAGUAAAGACUCAGGAGGAGGCACUGAGGAGGCAGAGCCUCACCCAGACCUGCUGUCCUUCGAGUAACUCAAAUGUUUACUGUGGCUUUUAAAUGUAUCACCCACCCUGCAUUAGUUUAGGACAAAGGGAAGAGAUGCUUUUCACAAGCAAGGCAGGCUUGAAGACCUGCUGCUUUCCAAACUUUAUAUCAGCAUUUUAAACAGUUUUUGUCACUGGUUUGAGGUCAGUCAGACUACAUAAAAUAUAUAUUUAUACAUAAAAGUACACAGUAAAAGGCUGGCUGUUUGCCAUCAUUUCUGGCUCAUGAUGCAAAAAUAACAGGAAAAAUAAAAACAAGGGCCUUUAUUUUAUUGCAGUUUCAGUUUUAAAAAUAAGUAAAAAAAAAAAACAAUGUUCAUAUUCAAUUUGUUUUGUAGCUAUAGCCUUUAAAAGUUUCCUGUCUGCUUUAACAAUUUAAUGACAACCUGAUUAUGUAUUAAUGAAUGUAUUUAGUGUGGUGACAUUGCCUUUAGAUGGGUUAAAGAUUUAUAGAUAUGAACAAAACCUUACAAUCCUUGAAGACCACACCAUUUUUUAUGCAUAAAAGGGUGUAUUUUUUAAGUGUGUUACUAAGCUGCUGCAUUAAAGCCAGUUAAAAACUGCAAAAAAGUAUAUAUGUUAAAUAGAAAUAUAUAUUUUACAUUUCGUAAUUUUAAACUACAUGGUAAAGGUUGUUUUAUUUUCCUGCGUAGUUGUUUAUAGCAUUCUGGAAAAGAUGCUCAGAAAAACCAAGCAGGAAGUGAGAAUUAAAGGCUUAAAAGAAUGUUUGAGAUUGAGAAGGUAGGGUGAAUAUCGCUGUCGCAGCAGGACUGCAACCUCCAGUUCAUAAAAAAACAAUCGUUUCUGAAUGCAAGUUUUUUAACUUCACUUCAGGAUGAUUUAACUCUCCAAAAGAAGCUUUUUGUGUGAGUUCUGUGCUGAAGUUGGCUUUUCACAGAACAGUGAUCAGUGACACAGAAUUAGUUAUUUUCAAAACUUGUGCAAAUCAAGAUGCCCGAUUUUGCCUGCAACGGGGCUGUCCAAAGUGUUGCCCUCAUUUCGAGGGCCAUUUUGAGGCCCUCGGAAUGAUUGUGUGUAGCCCAAUGAUACAAAUUAUGAUUUUUUUUUUUUUUUAGACAAAGACAAUUGAAAAAAAAUCAAGAAAUUAUAAACCUUUUCUUGAGCAGGGCAAACUUGCAAAAUUUGAUUUCUUUGUUUUCAGUAAAAUAUUGUGUGUUUGUUUUAAUGCUAAGCAGGUAAAAUGUUCUAAUUUCACAAUAAAACAUUUUGCGUUUUUUCCUGUAAAAA